Fusarium verticillioides 7600 is the source of this 2574-nucleotide messenger RNA. Its product is annotated as 2,3-bisphosphoglycerate-dependent phosphoglycerate mutase. The record is from RefSeq and is a predicted model, not a curated record. The transcript has 5 exons. Bases 529 to 1269 code for a protein of 246 amino acids. Lineage: Eukaryota; Fungi; Ascomycota; Sordariomycetes; Hypocreales; Nectriaceae. Gene Ontology annotation, molecular function: sedoheptulose-bisphosphatase activity. Gene Ontology annotation, biological process: ribose phosphate biosynthetic process.
UUAUCCUGCAAGAAGGACCCUUGGGAGUGUGAUCUAGGUACCUACCUACCUUAGGCACCAUGUCGGUCAGGUUCUUUCCAAAAAUGGGCGAAUGUUUACGUUGAAAGAACGUCAAUGGAAUACGUGGAAGGUACCCUUCCACAUGGGACCUGACUGAUGAGACAGCGGGGUUUGUCACCCAAACGUAAUCCAUCCACUUCCAGGUUCAUCCUCAACACCAAAAUCAAGGUUGGAGAUAAUCCAUUCGCCAUCUUUUCUCCUCCUUUUCUAGGUAGAGAUUUAUUUUCGAUUUUGUUUCCUUGCCUGAAAAAUCUCUUUUCCUGUGAAAUAGAAUACCCGCUACUUCCAUUCCAUCCACAUACUUCUCAAAACUUUGACGUGGUUCGUCUGACCCCGCCAUCACCAGGCCACUGACACCAUUUUUCAGAGUCUCGCGGACUCGGUAUAGCCUGAACUCUGGGCACUGUUACUGUGUUAAAUUCGAGUGAAUUCGCAAAAUUCCCCAUCAAAUUCCAAUCGUUCUAAACAAUGUCAACUCCGCGUGUCUUUCUUAUUCGCCACGGCGAGACAGAAUGGUCACUUGAUGGUCGUCAUACUGGCUUGACUGAUAUCCCACUCACUUCCAAUGGCGAGAAGCGUGUUAGAGCCACAGGAAAGGCUCUUGUUGGGCCGGAUCGUCUCAUUGCCCCCAAGAAGAUUGCUCACAUUUACGUUUCACCACGAAAACGCGCCCAGCGUACAUUCGAACUGCUCAACCUCGGGCUGAAUCGCCCUCUACCUUGGACACCUCACGGUGCUCCUGAUGGUACUGGCCUUCAAUGUGAAGCCGAGGUGGAGGUCACGGACUACAUCCGGGAAUGGGACUACGGUGACUACGAAGGGAUCACAACACCUGAGAUUCGUAAGAUCAGAGCUGAACAAGGGAUCAAAGGGUCUUGGGACAUCUGGAAGGAUGGAUGUCCUGGCGGGGAGGCUCCCCAUGAUGUGACCAGAAGACUUGACCAAUUGAUAGAGGAGAUUCGUGAGAAAUAUCACAAGCCAGCCAUGGACAAAGGAAGCGACCAAUGCGGCGACGUGUUACUCGUUGCCCAUGGACACAUCUUGCGUGCCUUUGCUAUGAGAUGGGCUGGCUACGCUUUACGAGAAGGACCAACUUUCUUGUUGGAGGCAGGUGGUGUUGGAACACUCAGCUACGAGCAUCAUAGAAUCGAAGAGCCGGCCCUUCUCCUUGGUGGCGCUUUUGUCGUUGAACUUGACGGCCAAGAUUAGCCGCUUGUCAAGACCAAAAUCUUCCAGGCAUUGGCACCCAAAUGGUUUCUUAGAGCAUAGAAUUGAUUGUUUAAUGAACAUGUCCUCGGAUCGCACCAGCAGCUGAGCCAAGUCCCCCCUAGUCCAGAGAUGGUAACUCAUAAUCUCCCGACGAUCAGACCCAAAUGAUUGCAUCACUCGGUCACUUCAUGACCAACAGACGUUUCAAUAAUCGAAGCUGACCUCGCACAGACAACGACAGGGCUAAUGUCAUCGAUACGUAUCUCAUUCACUUGAGCUGGCGCAUUCGACGGAAAUGACCAGACGUCCGCUCGGUGGCACCAGCGUCAACAAUAAAAGUGUGUUUCACACUUGUUUACCAAGAGUCGCCCAAUGCCUUUCAAUAACAAAGGGCGUGGCCAAAAGCACUUCAGCAGAGCAAAGCCUUGUCGCACGAGUUGGGAGACCCUUGCUCUGAGCGUUCUGGGAGCGCGGAUGAGGCUGGAGGGGCGACUCUCACAUAAUAUCCCUCUCCCCCCCAUCAGACACGGGAUCGCACCGCCCCGGACAAGCCAUUUCCCUCCCUUCUCUUGUUUUCUUCAAUACACGGCAUCUCUAGUUUCCCAUAGCCAACUUCGACUAUUCAUCGACUAAUGUGCCAAGAAUGGUUCACUUCAUCCCUUGAGAUCCAAAGUGGCGUGGCUGCUGCUGGAAGAAUGCAUCCGCACACCAUUACUCGCGGCUCCUCCUCCGGACAAGGUUUUCUUCGACCGCAAGGGCGGGACGGGACGGUCCAGUUGGGUAUAAGGGUGUGAGGGAAGACUUGAAGGGAGAAAUUUCGUCGGAAGGAGUCUGUUGCCAGGGCGAAGGGCUGACUUACUCAUGCCGGGCUAGUAGUAGCCUCCGGUCACGAACGGCUGUUUAACCAAAGCAUGACCGGACUGUUGGAUCGGACGGGCUGUUUCUGGGCUGUAUUGGGCUUGUAAUGUGACCUGAGUUUCUUUAUUCAUUCCAGUGUCUGGUGGCUGAUGUAACGCCAGUAGGAGCACUGAGAGAGCUGGGUACCCUGGAUAGUCAGGUUUUGACUGCAACGAUUGUAGGUGACUUCAGAUUGCUAUUUCUUCUGGGAACCACCAUUGAUGGUGUAUGAGACAGCUCAUCGGAGGGAUAUUGUGCAAUUAUAGGUGUCAGUGUGACUUGUUAUUUAUGCAGCUAAGUAAUGAUAUUGAACAAGACAUUCUGUGUCGUCUUUGGAAGCCGAAUGCCAGGAUGACGGCCGUCGGCAGCUUGCGCCGUGUGAACUACUGACACCGUACAUAUUUGAGG